UGCAGAAAGGGAGGCCAGGGCACAGCUCAGGAGUGCCACUCACCAGCAGCCAGGAGCCAAAAGACUGGCAUUCCCAGCACUAGACAAAGGCCUGUUGAUCUUUGACCCCCACCACUCCAGGAGCCUUGGCCCUCCCUCCUGCCCGCCUUCCUUUCUUCCCUGCCGGCCUCGCCCUCUGUUCUUUCUCCUCAUUCCCUGGCUCUCUGGCUCUGACUGGCAGUUUUUCCCAGCUCCUUGACCAAACAAAUCCUUCCAUGCUGUCUUCAAGCCCUGCUUCCUGCACAUCUCCCAACCUGGACAAGGAGAAUCCAAGUAAGAAGGUCCAGUGGGCUUCUGGGAGGAGGAGGACGUCAUCCACAGACUCAAAGUCCCAGUCCGACCCCUCCAAAGCGUCCAGGUCCCCGAAACUCAGCCGGCUGACGGUGAAGUAUGACUGGGGGCAGCUCCAGAGCUGGCUGGAGAUGGAGCAGUGGGUGGACGCCCAGGUUCAGGAUCUCUUCCAGGUGGGUAAGACACUGCAGGCUGGGGGACUGGGAGAGAGCCUGCUCCGAGGGCUCAGGAGGAGCUGGAGGGCAGAUGAGAGAUGCUCCCAUGGAGACAAAGCUUUUCCCCACAGGUGAAGCAUGGGUUUGCAGUCCUG
Messenger RNA from Physeter macrocephalus (sperm whale), 640 nucleotides. It is a transcript of the gene PPP1R14D, whose product is annotated as protein phosphatase 1 regulatory inhibitor subunit 14D. Gene Ontology annotation, cellular component: cytoplasm. Lineage: Eukaryota; Metazoa; Chordata; Mammalia; Artiodactyla; Physeteridae. Gene Ontology annotation, molecular function: protein serine/threonine phosphatase inhibitor activity. Bases 255 to 620 code for a protein of 121 amino acids. The record is from RefSeq and is a predicted model, not a curated record. The transcript has a single exon. Gene Ontology annotation, biological process: regulation of phosphorylation.